Messenger RNA from Mugil cephalus (flathead mullet), 3314 nucleotides. RefSeq names its product coiled-coil domain containing 191 (gene ccdc191). Bases 253 to 2922 code for a protein of 889 amino acids. The record is from RefSeq and is a predicted model, not a curated record. Lineage: Eukaryota; Metazoa; Chordata; Actinopteri; Mugiliformes; Mugilidae. The transcript has 17 exons. Gene Ontology annotation, molecular function: phosphatase binding.
UUAGCUACGAAAGAUAGUUAAUUCACUUCAUUACCCAGAAUCCUAUGUGAUCUAAAUCGAAGGGAGUCGACGUACACAUCAACUGCGUUUUGCGAGGUUUCUUUGUAGUGACUUUUAAACACGGUUUUACGACGGGAAUUUAAAAGAGUUUACUGUUAUGCUUCGCGUAUGUUCUUAGUAAAGGAAGAGCGACGCUAAAUUUAUGGUUGGGACUAUAUUGUGGUAGUAUAUAGAGCAGUGUAACAAGUGGUGAUGACAUUCCCAGGUCACAAUCCUCACCUGUUUAGGUGGAGAGGGCUCGGGUCUGCAGAGAAGGUGCAUGAGAAGAAUUUCGACAUCGAUCAGUGGCGGAAGAGAGUGGAGGUGGCCUCUGAGUUUGCUGUGUCUGAAGUCUUCCCCCACAAAAAAACUCAUUCAGGAUUCAGCAGACCAGCUGUACCUUUGCAAAGCUCUGAACAGUUAAGAGAUCAUGACGAUGCUUACAGUGAAGCUCAGGCCCUUCUAGGUGAUUGGUUGGGCAACAAGCUAAGGAUGGAGUUGGAGAUGGAGGACGAAGACCUGAAGUGUUCUCCAGAGCAGAGAAGCCCAGCUGCACUGGCUACUGCCCAGUCCACCGCUAUGGACCACAACACCUUCGAUGAUUUUUAUAACUGCGUGGCUGAGGAAGAAGAGCACUUUGCUGUUAACAGCUUUCUACAAGGCCUAAUGGAGCAAGAAGUGUUAGAUUCUGGGAUGAUGGAGGAACUGGCCCUUGACGGUCGACAAACAAGGACGAAGUACAGAGACCCAAGCGUCACCAUGGAAGCACGACACCAGCAGGUGCGGGAGAACAGGGCCCGGCGGGAGGCUGAGAGACAGAGGCAGCAGAGAGAGAGGGAGGCUCGGCGGGACGCCAGGGAGGAGGCGAAGAAGAGGGAGCGAGGGGAGGAGAUGAGGAAGAGGCAGGAGGAGCGCAGGCAGGAGGAGAUGGUGCAGCAGGAGAUGGUGAGACUGCGACGUCAGAUGGAGGAGAGGAGAGGCCUGGAACAGCUGUAUCGACAGAGGGAAAGAGCAGAAGCGGGAGCGCAAACAGGAGCCAGAAGACUCCAGUCGCCACCAGCGCCUCCCGUAAAGCAGCAGCAGCAGCAGCAGGACGCUGAGCGGUUAUAUCAAAAACAGAAGAUUCAAGCCAAGGUCCACAUGAGCAACCUCAAGUGCCUGCAGAGGCAUUUCUCUGCGUGGUAUUCCGCGGUGCUGGACCGAAGGCUACGUCUGGGUAAGGCCAAGGCUCUGUGCGACUGGAAGAAGCAGCUCAGAGCGUGGCGAGCAUGGAGAGCUGUGGUGUGGGCGGAACAAAAGAAACGUGAGGUGACAAGAACAGAAGAGGAGCUGCGAAAUGACAACAGACAACGCCAGCUGGCUGCGGAAAGUGACCGAAGGCGGUUGCUACGGCGAUGCCUGAAUGAGUGGCAGCUAUGGUGUCGGAUGGAGAGGGAACAACGGGAUAUUUUGGCCCAGCAGCAGGAAACGAGACGCAAGAUGGCCGCCUUAAUUAGCGCGGCGUCAACGGGCAAACUCAAGGCCAGAGAGACCCCGGCUCCUCGGCUAAUAAUGGCCCCACCGGAGGCACCGAGCCAACCUGAGAACACGGGGAAGGAAGAUCACAAGGGGGCAGGCGCUCCAGCCCCCGAAGAAUGUGCGGCGCAUCGGAUCAAGACCCCCGCGGCUAAAGAUUCGCCGCCCUCUGAGCCGUGGCAGGUGACGCGACGCCAUGCGGCGCCCGCUCCCGCCGAGCUCCGGGAGGCACGGCAGAGGGCGGAGGGCCACCGUUCAAAAAAAAACGCGGCGUCACCGGGCGGCAGGUUCGAAAACAGACACGCAGUCCAGCAGGAGAUCAUCGCGCAACAGAGGAAGCUGCUGAAAGAGCAGCAAGAGCAAAUUUCCCGGCUGCGGGAAAAGGAGAGCAUGAUGGGCCUGGAGCUGGAAAUGGAGAAAACAGCGCAGCUUACCCAGCUAUCAGCGUUAAGAGGCUCGAGACCGAGGAGCCACAGUUCUGACACCGGGGAGCAGAGGACGCAGAGAGUUGCAGCAGAGAGCGAAAGUCAGCGUGCGCCUUCGAGGAAAACUGUCUCGAGGCAGACGUGCCCCCAUCCAAUCAUCACAGCCAUGGAGGCCCGUGCACACCAGCGCGCAGAGCGACGGAGGGAAAUCGAGGAACUCAGGAGGAAGAAAGACGAGGAAAAGCUGGCUGAGAUGAAAGCCGCAGAGGAGCAAAGACAGAGAGAGGAGGAGGAGGAGAAACGGAAGGCGGCGGAAAAACGGAGGGAGGAGAAAAGAAAAGAAAGAGAGAGGGAAGAGGAGAAACAGACGCAGCUGAAGAGGCAACAGGAGCUCCUCAGUCUGGCCCGUCAACACUAUCACAGGACCUCGUUGCUACGGCGAGGCCUGGCUCCAUGGAGACGCUUCAUUCAGCUCAGAAAGGCCGAUGUGGAGCUGGCCGAGAGUCACCGCAAUCUCUUCCUCCUGAGGCGGUGCACGCUAGCCUGGCAGCGAUCAGCAAGAGAGUCCCUGUCUGAGAAAGAAGCCUGCGCCGACCAACUGCACCAGCACUUUCUGCUUCGGAGGAGUUUAAGCUGCUGGAAACGACUGAAAGACGUGAGGGCGAUUCAGGAGGAGCGAGCCGAGCGCUUCCAUCGCAGACGCACUCUGAGGAGGUUUCUGCUGGCCCUGCUGGACCACGUGACCCAGGAGAGGCUGGUGGAGUGGGACCGUCGGGAGCUGGCUCAGGAGCACAGUGACAGACGGGUGCUGCAGCGAUGUUUCCUGGCCUGGAGGCGGCUUCCGUGUCUGCUGCGCAGGGAAAGACAGAGGGACGAGCGGCGGGAGAAGCUGAGCCGGAAAGUGGCCGAGGUUCUGUCGGAUUUCUGCUCCGUUCCGCUGUAAAGCCUCUGGGACGGGGGCGUCAGUGUAGGUGACAAAUUGCGUACAGAGGACGCGCAGACGUGUCGGCGCCGCUCGGUAGAGGACACGUACAAACAAAUAAUGAAUCCAUAUUUAUCACAUUAAUUUAAUAAAAUAAAUAUUUUUUUCCACAAACGCACACAAUCAUUAGCAAACACAAAAAGUUUUAAAUCCCACUGAGGACUGAAAGGCGGUGAUAGAGGAAAGCAGUGAAAAACUCAUUUGUCUAGCUGAUGUUAAUUUGUAUGGAUUCAUUUGCUCUUUUCGUAUCUUCUGCUUCAAUAUAUUCAGCACUGUGCAAUUCAUUUCUGAGGAACUUAAAUUAACCUGACUGUGCAGAGACGUUUUUUUUUUUUUGUUUUGUUUUUAUCUGU